AUGGGCUCCAAUGAGAAGGGGUCGCCCGCCAGGAUGGUUCUGCCUGUUCCAGCCAACGUAGCCCAAGAGCCCCGCCAGGGCUCUCCCCGGCGAAGCAGAGAGACCCAGAGGAACACGUCCCCUCGACGAGAAGGAGCCUCCGGCACCCGGUCCCAUCGAGGGAGCAGCCCUCAGAGAGCCAGUGAGUUUCUCAGAAGCUCCUCGCCCCCCAGAGGGAGCGAUGCAGGCCAGAGCUCCUCCCCUCGGCGAGGAAGUGAACUGUCCCAGAAUGCAUUGCCCCAGAGGGGAAGCGUCAGCGAGGCUCCUCGGAGACUGUCCGUUCCGCCGGCUGCCUCUUCACGGAAGGGAAGCGAGGUCUCCCAGGGCACCCUUUCUCAGAGGGGGGCCGAGGAACCCCGAAGGCCGUCUGCUCCAAGAGGGCCAAACCACCUCGUUCCGGGCCCUUCUCUGCGGAGAGGGAGUGGGGUCUCCGAGAAUUCGUUCUACCAACAACCGGGUGACCUUCCGCGGAACAAUUCUCCCUACAGAGGAAGCGACGCUUUCUGGAGCAGGACCUCCUCGCCAAAAGGGGGCGAACUCCCAGCUGGGACCUCAUCCCGCCGAGCGAGUGAGCUCUCCCAGGGACCUGCCUUGAGGUCAGGGUGUCAGGAAGAAAACGAGCUCUCCUUCGGGGGUCCUCCGCAGAGAGGGAGGACGUCCAUCCGGAACAUCUCCCCUCAGCCGGUGGUGGACUACCGGUGCGGCAAGUGUUCCAUCCAGCCGGGGCAGCUCACCAUGACGAACAGUCAGAUGCUGAUGGCGAUGCAACAGAGCCUCAAUUCACAAAGGGAGGAAAUCUACCAGAGGUCCCGGGCUGCAUCCAGAAUAGGGAGAACCCAAGUAGACAACAGAUGCAUCCCCAUCUCCCCAAAUCCGAGUGACUUGCCCCAGGUGACAACCCAGAGCUAUUUGAGGCCUAUGGCAAGUCCCAGGGAGGAUUCUGCACAAGUAAAUCCCCCAAAGAGGGAAUCCUUUCAGGUGCCCAAGGCGUUUCCCCAGCUGGCACUGGAAUUGGGACCACAGGACACCUGCCAGCCACCUCGGAAACUCAUCCGCAAACACGUCCCUAACCCCAAGGAUGAGUGGACCCAGACGGAGCCGGCCUACAAGGUCUCCGUUUUCCCAAAGAGCGACUCUCCUCAAGCAGAGGUGUGGUUGGCCCUUCCUCUCCCCACAGAGGCUGAAGCAAGGAGGAGCUCUCUUGAACCGCACUCUGAACCCACCCGCCGGAAGAGCUCUCCUCCCAGGGAGCCAGACACGAGGCGGGCCACCCCUGAACCGCCCCCUGAACCCACCCGCCGAAGGAGCUCUCCUCCCAGGGAGCCAGACGCAAGGCGAGGCACCCAUGAGCCCCCUCAAGAACCCACCCGCCGGAAGAGCUCUCCUCCCAGGGAGCCAGAUCCGAGGCGGGGCACCCUUGAACCACCCCCUGAACCCACCCGCCGAAGGAGCUCUCCUCCCAGGGAGCCAGACGCGAAGCGGACCUCCCUCCAGGCAAGGUCUGAACCAAUCCAGGCCAUCUACAGGCCUUCCCUCCACCCUGUGUAUGAAUCUGAGUAUCGCUGCCCAAUCCACCAGGAGAUGGAGGAUGCUUGGAAGCGGGCUCUCUCCCUGGGGCAUGAGCCAUCUGGCCAGCAACCCCUUUCCACCGCCGAACAGAGAAAAAGUUCCCUCCAAGCCCGGCUCGAACCGGCUCCAAGGGGAUCCGUCCCUCAGGAGCCUGAGGCAAGAAGGGUCUCCUUGCUGAAAGAUGUCGAAGCCAAGAGGACCCCCCUCCAAACAGUCCCCAAAUCCACCAUUCGUGUGCCCCCCUGGCCUGACUCUCUGCCGCAAGAAUUCCAGCCUGUCUACAGACCUGCUUCCCACCCAGAGAGCGAAUCUGAGUACAGGUGCCCUUUCCAUAAAGAAAUGGAGGCAGCCCUCAGCCGGUCCGCCCCUCCAGGGACUGAUAUUCCACACAGGGGCUCCCUCGUCAGGGAGACCCCACAGCACGGGAGCCUUGGGCCAGCUUGGACCCAGUCAGAACCUGGCCUUGAUGCCCAUCAGGUUCCGAGAGGUUCUCUUCAGCCCACCACCGCCACCAUAGCAAGACCCAGGCCCUUGUCGGAUCCAGAGGCCACCGUGAACUGGGGACUCUUGCCUCCAAGGCCCUUAAGCAAGUUUGGGCCUCAGUCAACUUGGUGGCCUUUGCUCCAGCCAGGCCAAAGCCCUCCCACCCCGGAUGUGAUGGACAGGCACCUCAGCCUACCAGCUCCAGACCUUGGAGAGAAGCAUCCCAGCUUAGCUCUGCAUUUGAGGGAGAAGCCCUGCAGCUUGCCAGCUCCAGAUUUGAGGGAGAAGCCUCGCUCCAGCUUAGCUCCGGACUUGAGGGAGAUGUUAAGCAGCCCGCCGGCUCCGGACCCAGCAAAGGUCGCGGCGGCUUUUCCUGGGGAGCUGGAGGAAGCCUUGGGUUUGCCGCAGGAUGCCAUUUCCACCUCAAACCAAGACCUGCCAAGACAGCCAGCGUGUUUUGAAGAGCCGUCUGCCCACCUGGACCAGAGGCCGCAGUGUGUGGGCCCCAGCAGUGAGGCCGAUGACCUCAUCAACCUGCGGCGAGGGAAGGACCCCCUGAGGUUUAGUGCUUUCUUUGUGGGUAUGUUGCAGGAGUCUGCUGGGCUGCAUCUCGUGCCACCAGGCCGGGCCCCCCCUUGAGGAGGGCAGAGGAGGCUGCGCUCAUCAGAGGCAAGGUGGAUUUGCAGAGAUGAAAUAAAAAGCCCCCCCUCCACCCCAUUAGUUCCAUAAUAAUAAUAAUAAUAAUAACAGCAAUAACAACAACAACAACAACAACAUGAAAUCAGCUUUAACUGUGAUUACUGCAUUGUAAGGGGUUGGACUAGAUAACCCUUUGUGUCCCUGCCAGUUCUGCAAAUCUAUGAUUACCUGUUUGCAUGUGGAAGGUCCUGCGUUCCAUUCCUGGUGUCCCAAGUUAGGUAGGUUUCUUUGCCUGAAACUCUGAAGAGGUGCUGCUGCUGCCAGUCAGAGUGGCCAGUGCUGAGGUAGGCAGGGCUGGACACAGUAGUGCAGUCAUCAGACCCGGUGAGGGCUGGUCCAAUACAUUUUGCCGCCUGAGGCAAAGGACAAGAUGAUACCCGCCCCCAUUUGACAUACAGAAUCUGACUGGACUCACAAAUGAGUCUUAUUUUGACAACAUCCCCAACUGCGCCUGAGGCAGGAGGGCAGCUUAGGGGGCGCAGGAGGAAGGGUUGCAGGACUGCUGUUUGCCACUCCUACGGCACCUGCCGCCUGAGGCUGCUGCCUCACUCUGAAGAAGGAUCCCACUGCCUGUCCAGCUGAGUUCCAUCCAUGAGUUUGGAGGUUGGCACCACCUUCUCCCCACUCAAGCUCCUUUGGGAAGAAGGCAGGGUAUAAAUUCAGUCAACAGAAGGCCUUUGGUCAGCCCCGUGUGGAAAAAUUGCUGCCCAAGGUCGCUGUUUCAACCUGCCUUAUGGUAGGGCUGGCUCUCAGUCUAGUUCCUGUUCAUCUAAGGGCAAGGCAGAAAAAAUACUGAAGUGUCCUUUUCAGUGUCUCUCAUUCCAUAUUUUCACAGUUUGCAUUAAAUAAAAAAAAAAUCCCCAUGAAAAUUCACCAGCAUUUUACUGUGAUUUCUUCCCAAUAUACACCUUAUUGCAUGUGAUAUUGCAUAAUCUACUUGUUUUGGCAAAACAGCUUCCCCAUAUGAAAUGCAUUUCUUUAUGUCAUUAUGCCAGACAUAUGCCUUUUAAUGCACGCUUUACUGCACCAAGUACAUGCACUUCUGCACAUGUCGCUUGGAUGGAGAAAUGCAUUGCAAAUUUCAGAGAAAUGCGAAUUUUGUAAGAUGAACUGUGUUUUGGUAGGCAGAUUGAUUUGGGAAGUGCGAAUCAGGUGGCUCCACCUUAAAAUGAGGAAAGGAUGGGAUUUCUCCACCUCUUCCAAGCACGAUCCUGCAUAUGGCACUCAUUCAGGUCAGCAGAGUCAGGGUCACAGUGCAGUGUAACAUUAAUUGGAGAUGCCCUUACGGAUUGAACUAAGGACCUUCUGCAUGCCAAGCAGGUUGCUUUGCCACCAGUGGCAGCUGCUGCCCAUUGGGAAUGGUUGUGUAUGUGUGUGUAAGGCACAGAGUCCGACACUAGGGGGUGCCAGAGGCAAUGGCAGGUGGGGCCAACGGAUCCUUGUUUGGAGGGGGCCUGGAAGAGACAAGAGGGGAAGAUUACUGUUGUUGCUGUUGCUGCUUUUAUUACUUAUUUAUUUUGUAAAAACAAAACAAAACCCUCAAGGCAGUUUACAAAGAGAAUACAGUGGUACCUUGGUUCUCAAACUUAAUCCGUUCUGAAUUCCGUUCCAAAACCAAAGCGUUCCAAAACCAAGGCGCACUUCUCCAUAGAAAGUAAUGCAAAAUGGAUUAAUCCGUUCCAGAUUUUUAAAAACAACCCCUAAAACAGCAAUUUAACAUGAAUUUUUACUAUCUAAUGAGACCAUUGAUUCAUAAAAUGAAAACAAUAAACAAUGUACUGCAGUCACACAAUCAAUCAAUCAGUAGCUGGACUGGAUUUCACACAGUCACAAAAAAGAGCCACGAAAACAAAAACGCAAAAACAAAAAACGCUGAGACAGACCUCGGCGUAACACUCAAAACAGAAGUGUGGCACUCCAAUCAGAAGCAUAACACUCAAAACGAAGCACGUUUGGCUUCCAAAAAAAGUUCACAAACCGGAACACUUACUUCCGGGUUUGCAGUGUUUGGGUUCCAAGUUGUUUGAGUACCAAGACAUUUCAGAACCAAGGGACCACUGUAAAGCAAUAAAAUUAUCAGUGAAACCAACUCUUUAAAACAUUUUAAAAGAAUCAAAACCAGCAAUAAACCCAAAACAGAUCAAAACGUCCGUCAGCAUUCUACCUGCCUGGGUAAGCUUGCCUAAACUAAAACGCUUUUAGCAGGCACCAAAAAGAGGAGAGCUCUGGUACCCCCUGAUGUCAGAAGGCAGGGAGCUCCAGAAAAUAGAUGCUGCCCCACUAAAAGGUUAAUUUCCCUACAUCCCACCAGCCCCAGGGGCCAGCAUGCCCAAAGUUUGGGGAUGAGUUGGAGUCUGACAAUAUCUUGGGGAGCCCCCACAUAUAUCCCUCUCCCAAACCCUCAUGCAAGCUGCUGGCUCUGUUUGCUGGUAGCAGGGCUGGAUCCGAGCCAAAACAAGGCCCUGGUUCUCAGCUUUCGAGGGGCAGAACAGCUUGUGAAGACCCUCAAGGUUGCCACUGGGAAAGGCGUGGGGCCUGUGCCACCUUCUCUGCCACCACUGUGGGCUUGGCUUCGCCAGAGUGCCUCCCCUCCCCGGGCAAGGAGGUGGUGCGGAUGCCAGCCUUUGACUCCUUCUUCUCCUCCUGAGUUCAGGAGCCUGGCCAAUAAAAAUAAUCCCGCAAGCAGGAUCCCCAGGCUGGCUGGCUAGCUUCCCUUCCUCUCCGAUGCUGCACUGCAGCUCCUAAUGCUUCUUUCCCUCUUCCUCUGUUCUAGAUGUCUCGGACGAGAUGCACACGGACGUUCUCUGGUGGCUGAAAGGUGGGUGUUUUUGGAGCGCAAUCCCAGGGGGCGAGAGGGAAGGGAAAGAAAGCAGAGUUCCUGUUUUGAUUUGUCAUUGUGUGUCUGUGCUGAAAUGGCUCCGUGGCCUUUCCUGAAAUUGUCCCUUCCUGGGAUCCUUUUCCUGCAAGCCCUGAAGAUGUAGGACCAGGGCCAAAUCGGGGUGUGUGUUCGGUGUCACAGAUUAACAAAAACUUGCUGCUCCUCCCAGCAAGGCGUUGUCCAUUUUCUAGUUAUUCCAUUUGCUGCUGCUUGACUAGCAAGUGGGGAGUCUUAAGUAGUGCCAUGAUCCUGACUUAGGAGUAAACCCCACUGGACACAGCAGGGCUUCCGAGUAAAUUCCCUCACUGGGUUGUUGUGGGGAUAAAAUGAAAAAGGGGAGACCAUGUGCACACCACCUUGAACUCCUCAGAGAAAAAGGUGGGAAAUAAACACACUAAAAAAAAUAAAUUGCUAUCAGAAGAGAAGCAUGUCCCAUUACACAGCAGCCGAAGCAAUACAGUGGUACCUCGGGUUACAGACGCUUCAGGUUACAUACGCUUCAGGUUACAGACUCCGCUAACCCAGAAAUAGUGCUUCAGGUUAAGAACUUUGCUUCAGGAUGAGAACAGAAAUCGUGCUCCGGCGGCGCGGCAGCAGCAGGAGGCCCCAUUAGCUAAAGUGGUGCUUCAGGUUAAGAACAGUUUCAGGUUAAGUACGGACCUCCGGAAUGAAUUACCGGUAAGUACUUAACCCGAGGUACCACUGUAUUCUGUAGAAGAUACCCUAAAUUCUUCAUUAACAGCAGAGGACUUACCAAAGAGUUGUCAAACAUUUUGAGGUUCUUCAUUAUAUCUGAUGCACCCCCCUUGCAGGCCUUGGCUGUAGACAUUUUUUCUUUGUUUCUGUUAGCCUGUGCAAAGUCAUGGUUUCUUUCCCGUCCCUUUCAUUUUUAGUGGCAAAUGUUCUUUGACGUUCACGCACAUUUAGUUCUUUCCACUUUUUUCUCUGACGCGCUCAAGGCGGCAUGCACGUGGGUCUCCCUCUUCUUCAAUUAAUGCCAAGAAGAACCCUGUGAGGUAGGCUAAGUCGACCACAAAACUCACUGGGUGGGGAACUUGGGGGCCAGCCACUGCCUCACAGGGUUGUUGUGGGGAUUAAGUGAGAGGAGAAGGGAGAACCAUUCACUCCCUGGAGAAGAAGGUUGCGUAGGGAUGCAAUAAAUAAUAACGUAGAUAAAGAUAAUGAGCAGAGAAAAACAUUGACAGGUUUGCCCCUCCCCUGGUUAGUGCACAAGCAUGGCCCAUUAAAACCCUGUCAUUCCUCCACUGAUUCACACCACAGGUGGGCUGGAGGACAUAAGGACACAAUAUAAGCCUGCUGGAUCGGACCAAUGGCCCAUCUGGUCCAGCAUCCUGUUCUCACAGAGGCCAAAUGGGAAACCUGCAAGCGGGACCUGAGUCCUCUCCCCUCCUGUGGUUUCCAGCAAGUGGUAUUCAGAAGCUUUGCUGCCUCCGACUGUGGAGGCAGAGCAGAGCCACAAUGGAUAGCAGCCACCGAUAGCGUUAUUUUCCUCCAUAAAUUGGUGCAAUCCUCUUUUAAAGCCAUGUAGGUUGGUAGCCAUCACUGCCUCCUGCGGGUGCAAGUUCCAUAGUUUAUGCGUUGUGCGAAGAAGGACUUUACUUUGUCUGCCCUAAAUCUCCCAACAUUAAGUACAGUGGUACCUCGGGAUGCAAACAGGAUCCGUUCCAGAGCCCCAUUCGCAUCCUGAAUGGAACAUAAGACGCAAUGGCGUGUCUGCAUGUGCGUGGGUCGCGUUUUGCCUCUUCCGUGCAUGCACGUGAUGUCAUUUUGAGCGUCUGCGCAUGCGCGAGUGGUGAAACCCGGAAGUAAUGUGCUCCGUUACUUCUGGGUUGCCGUGGAGCGCAACCCGAAAGCGCUCAACCUGAAGCACAUUCAACCUGAGGUAUGACUGUACAGUGGUACCUCGGGUUACAUACGCUUCAGGUUACAUAUACUUCAGGUUACAGACUCCGCUAACCCAGAAAUAGUGCUUCAGGUUAAGAACUUUGCUUCAGGAUGAGAACAGAAAUCGUGCUCCGGCGGCGCAGCCGCAGUGGGAGGCCCCAUUAGCUAAAGUGGUGCUUCAGGUUAAGAACAGUUUCAGGUUAAGAACGGACCUGCGGAACGAAGUACUUAACCCGAGGUACCACUGUAUUGGAUUCAGUAUUCCGUGACUCUUCCAACAUUCAAGGCACCACAAGGCUUUUCAUUGUCUUCUCUGUAAGCGGAUGUCUAGCCCUCUGGAAAUGCUAAGACAGAAUCCUCGUUGCUUGCUGCCACCCCCCACUAAAACCAGAAACUGAUUUGCAACAUACAAUUAGGUUGUAGGGGAGAGUGAUGCUGUUACACUCAAGUCCUGCUUGUAGGAUUCCCAUUGGGGGCAUCUGGUCGGCCACUGGGAGAACAGGAUGCUGGACUCGAUGGGCCAUAGGCCUGAUCCUGCAGGGUUCUUCUUAUGUUGGUAAUGGUAUUAGCCAAUCAGUCACUCAGAGCCAGCAAUUCUGAAUUUACCCAGAAUUUCCUGUGGCUCAGAGUGGCAUGGUUAAGGGAAGACAGGAGCAGCACUGAAAGAUGGUCAAAGGGCCAGGACUGGUCAGCAGAGUUCAUUCUCCCAUUAUCUUUAGAAUCGUCUUCUGGAACAUUUGUGGGCUGCCCCCUCACUUCAUACGUUUUUAAGUCUCUUUUUAAAACUCAUCUUUUUUUCCUAAGGCCUUUGGGGCUGGUUAGCGAGUUUUAUUAUACACGGUGCUGUGGAUUGUGAAUUACACAUUUUAAAGCAUUGAUUUUUUUUUGUUUAAAUUUGUUGUUUGGGGCUGCAUACCCUCCAGGGUGGAAUUUCUUAUUUUAAUUGUGUACAGAGCCUUGUACAUGGGUGGAACUAUAAUAAUUCAAUCAUCAUCGUCAUCUCAUUAAUAGCAACGACGACUAAAACAAUACCACUAGUAGUAAUAGUAGUAGUCAUCAUCAUAAUGACACAAAUGCUAAGAGUUGCCAUAUCUUUUGUGGCUGAACAGCGGCGGAGCAAGCCAAUCGGGCGCCUGGGGCGGCGCUUGUGCCCUGUGCCCAGGGACGGGGCCUCCGAGGAGUCUGCCUGCCUCCUCCCACUCAGCCGCCCUACAACUGAGGGGGAGAUGGCAGGCGGACCAUUUGGAACCUGCAGGUGCCCAAGCCACAGCGCCACUCCCAGGAGAGACACGUGGCUUGGGCGUGCUGCAGGCCCCGGCAUUUUGUCACCCCCCUCAGUGGUGACACCCGGGGCGGUCGGCCCCCAUCGCACCCCCUUCCUUCUCCCUGCGGCUGAAAUCAAAGGGCAGAGUCUGGGAGAUCAUAGGAUGGAGCCUUGCAGGGCCAGAUCAAAUAGGUGGCAAAGUCAGGCACUGCAUGGUGGAUCAGCUGAUUUGGGAACUCUGUGUUUGCACUGGAAGCGCCACAGCUGUUGGGAUUCCCUGGACUGAGAUGGAUGUAUUUUGGGAUGGAUGCAAUGGAUGGGUGUGGGGUGUUUCUCAUGGGGGGAAGGAGAAUGAGCCAGCUCUCCCUAGUCACCCAAAUGCAUCCAUCCUGACAGCCAUGGGGGUUCUGAGGCUCCUGCAAAGCCCCUCUGCUUGCCUCUUGGGUGUGACGCUGCACUAAUUUGGUCCCUUCUCUUUCUCGUCCUUGCCACCUCCUGACCGCCCAUCUCUCCAACCUCUUCCCUGCUUGGGACGAUGCCUCCUUGAACCCACCAGACGAAGAGGUAAGAGGGACCUUCUGUGUGACGUUCCCUUCAGCAGUUUAG
This is a messenger RNA of Podarcis lilfordi (Lilford's wall lizard), 9443 nucleotides long. The record is from the annotation of a GenBank genome assembly. Lineage: Eukaryota; Metazoa; Chordata; Lepidosauria; Squamata; Lacertidae.